AUGAGGCGUGGAAUCCCAAAUGUUAUUUCCCUAUCUGAAACUGAGCUGAAGAUUCGUAACUUGCUUGUUGAUUAUUGUAACCACUACAACGCAUCUCAUCAGGACAAGCCAUUGACUUUGAGAAUCACAGGAGGAUGGGUUAGGGACAAAUUACUUGGAUAUGACAGUCAUGAUAUUGACAUUGCCGUUAAUCACCUUUCUGGGGAAGAGUUUGUUCACAAUUUUCAGAAAUAUUUAAAGACAAAGGACCCACAAUUUUCAGUUAACCAUGUACAUACAAUAAAGAUGAAUCCGGAAAAGUCAAAACAUUUGGAGACCUGCACCACAAAGUUGUAUGGAAUUGAUUUAGAUUUUAUCAAUUUGAGAUCAGAAGAGUAUGCACAUGAUAGCAGAGUGCCAACAAUUGAGUUUGGCACGCCACUUCAGGAUGCAUUGAGACGUGAUGCCACAUUGAAUGCAUUGUUUUAUAAUCUCAAUGAGGAAAAAAUUGAAGACUUUACAGAACGGGGGAUGAAUGAUUUGGAUAACGGUAUAUUAAGGACACCACUACCGCCAAUAAAGACUUUUUUGGAUGACCCAUUGCGUAUUCUUAGAUUAAUACGAUUUGCAAGCAAGUUUAACUUUGCAAUUGAACCAGAGACUUUAGAUGCAAUGAGGGAAAAACACAACCAACAGGCUCUUCUGACAAAGAUUAGCAAAGAGAGGAUAGAGAUAGAAUUGAGGAAAAUAUUAACAAGUCAUAACCCGAGCUAUGGAUUGCAAUUGAUAAACUACUGCGAUCUCAGUAAAAGUAUAUUUUUCGUUGAAGAGCUCAAGAAAGAGUUUGAUGUUUACCAGUUGGAAUUGGCCUUGAGUAAGAUUCCCCACCAAAUCAAUGUUGCAAGUACAAUCUAUCUCACCUUUGAACAGCUCAUUCUCAACUCAAAGAUCAAAUCAGUGUUUAAAAAGUUUGUGGUAGACAGUGACAUGAGGUUCAACUUUUGGCUUUCAGUUAUCCUACACCCAUACUCUAUAGUCACAACAAAAUCAAAAGACAUAUACAACCAAUAUUUGAGAUUGGGAUUAAUGGCGAAAAAGAGUGACAUCACUAAGAUUUCCGCAAUUGCCAUGACGAGCAAUAAAACGCUAAAAAGGUAUUUCAGCAACCCAGAUAGUGUAAAAAGAUCGGAUUUGGGGAUCUACUUGAGACGUUUCCCUGAAUAUAUAGACCUAAACUUGAUUGUUCAAUGUUAUCUUGAAUGCGUGGAUGCUAUACGAGUUGAGACUCCAGUGGAGAUUCCCGUACCCAACCAUAGCGUUCAAUGCACCAGUGAUCAGGUUAAAACAAUUCAAGGUGUCAUUCACAAAUAUGAGUCAUUGUACUCCACCAUUGACUCGCUGGACCUUUCACAAGUGCAUCUUAUGAAACCACUUUUAGAUGGGAAUCAACUAGUAAAGUAUCUACAAAGAAAGCCAGGACCAUGGAUGAAGCCUGCUAUGGAUAAUGUUCUUGUCUGGCAAUUGGAUCAUCCUCAGGGUACCAAAGAAGAAUGUAUAGAGUUUAUAAAAUCAAACACUGUGGAAUAA
This is a messenger RNA of Lodderomyces parapsilosis, 1566 nucleotides long. RefSeq names its product tRNA adenylyltransferase. Lineage: Eukaryota; Fungi; Ascomycota; Pichiomycetes; Serinales; Debaryomycetaceae. The record is from RefSeq and is a predicted model, not a curated record. The transcript has a single exon. The coding region runs from base 1 to 1566 and encodes 521 amino acids. Gene Ontology annotation, biological process: tRNA 3'-terminal CCA addition. Gene Ontology annotation, molecular function: ATP:3'-cytidine-cytidine-tRNA adenylyltransferase activity; RNA binding.